UACAGACAGAUCUACACACUUGCAAUCUGAGCUGUGACUCUGAACACCUACUACCACCGGAAACAAUGGCCGGAGUUUUCUCAAAUGCCUUGGAAUUGAUCAAGGAGUUAUCGACGCCUCAUGCCCUCCAAUAUCUGGAACCCAUUUGGACAGGAGUUGAUGAGCAGCUUCAAAAGCUACACCGGUUCUUGUUGUUUAUCCAACCUUUUGUUGAAGAUGCAGAGGAGAGGCAGUUGACGGACCAGGCUAUCAGGUGCUGGCUUUUGUUGCUCAAAGAUGCUGCCUAUGACGCUGAAGAUAUUCUUGACGAGGCCAAUACGCAUGAGCUACUCAUCCAGCGCAAGGCAGAGCUUUCUGGUCGCCCAAGAAGCAAGGUGCGUGAAUUCUUUUCUCUUGAUUUUAACCCACUCUUGUUUAAACUAAAGUUGGGGAAGAAGCUCAGAAACAUCAAUGAGAGAAUAAAUGACCUUAUUGAGGAGAUGGGCAAGUUCAAAUUAAGGGUUCUUGAAAACAACAGCAAACCUUUGAAGAACAGGCCUCAAACCUAUUCAUACGUGCACGAAUCGCGAGUUAUUUUUGGAAGAGAUGAAGAUAAAGAGAAGUUAUUGCAGAUGCUGAUCAGUGAUUGUUUUGAUGAGAAAGUGGCUGUGGUUUCUGUCAUAGGUAUGGGUGGUUUGGGUAAGACGACACUUGCUCAGUUGGUCUACGCAGAUGAAAGGGUCAAGAAACAGUUUGAACUUUGUAUAUGGGUAUGUGUUUCUGAUGAUUUCGAUGUGGCAAAGCUUGCUAGAAAGAUCAUACAUACAGCUUCUGGGAAAAUUUGUGAUCAUACGAACAUGGAAGUGCUUCAACAGGAUCUGCGACAAAUCUUGAGGAAGAAGAGAUAUUUGUUGGUCUUAGAUGAUGUAUGGAAUGAAGAUUUCAAAAAGUGGACUGAUCUUAAAAACAUGCUGCUUGGUGGAGGAGAAGGAAGUAGAAUUCUUGUGACCACACGCAAUGAGAAAUGCUCCAGAGUAAUGGGUGCAGGGAAACAUUAUAUUCUAAAGGGUUUAUCAGAAAAAAGCUCUUGGGCUUUAUUUGCGCAGAAAGCAUUUGCUACACAUGUACCGAAACAACCAAAAUUGGUGGAAAUUGGUGAAAAGAUUGUUGAAAAAUGUCAAGGGUUACCUCUUGCCAUAGAAGUGUUGGGGAGUAUCAUGCAUUGUAAGAAUGAAGAAAAUGAAUGGCAGGCUGUGUUGGAAAAUGAGACCUGGAAGUUACAACAUACAGAAAAUAAAAUCAUACCAGAGCUAUGGCUAAGCUAUGUUGAUUUGCCUACUCAUUUAAAGAAAUGUUUUGCCUUUUGCGCCAUAUUCCCGAAGGAUCACAAAAUUGAGGAAGAGAAGCUGAUUCAAUUUUGGAUGGCUCAUGGGUUUAUUCCAUCUCAAAAAGGAAAUGAUAUGGAAGAUGAAGGGCGAGAGAUUUUCACUGAAUUGACAAGGAGAUCUCUUUUACAAUAUCGUUAUUAUCGUCGUGCAAGUACAAUUGGAAGAGUGUGUAAGAUGCAUGAUCUCAUCCAUGAUCUGGCACACUUUGUUAUGGAGAAUGAAUGCUUCACAUCGAUGAAAAGCAGUGUGCCCAACAAAAUCCCAAUACGGCCACGUCAUUUGAAUUUAUAUGCUGAUAUAAAUUAUAACCAAGGUGAUUGCUCCAUCAUCCAUAGUGUGUUACAUUGCCGAAGAGACUAUAGUUUGUUGUCAAAGCUGAAGUUGGUGAGAGUGCUCGACUUGAGUCAUGCAUACAUUGAUGAGUUGCCUGCAUCGAUAGAGCAUUUGCACCAUCUAAGAUAUCUUGAUAUUUCUGAUACUGAUAUUAGGAAGCUACCAGAGUCCAUUUGUAUGUUGGUUAAUCUGCAGAUGUUGAAUCUCAAUGGUUGUGAAAGACUUUCUGAGCUUCCCAAGAGCAUAAGAUACAUGAAGAGUCUUAGACACCUUCUUUUUUAUUACUGUCCGCAGUUCAAGACAUUCCCUGCUGGUUUGAGUCGAUUAUGCGACUUGAAAACGCUAACAGGAUAUAUUGUGGGAGAUGAUGCAGAGAACAACAUAGGACAGUUAAAGUCCUUGAAUCUCUCUGGUGAACUUGCUUUGUAUGACCUCCAGAAGGUGAAGAAUGCUGAUGAUGCUAGAAAAGCUAAAUUGGAUAACAAACAAAAUAUUCACACAUUGAAAUUAAGUUGGGGAAAUGAUGAUGACAAAUGUUGUUCAAUAGAAAAUGCGGAGGAGGUGUUGGAGGCCUUGAAAUGUCACGAUAAAUUAAAAAAUCUUACAGUAAGUUAUUAUCCGGGCAGACAAUUUCCUAUGUGGAUGAGGGAAAGGCAACAAUUCCAGUAUCUAAAUCAGAUCAAUCUACUUAAAUGCAGAGAAUGUGAGCAACUCCAUCCACUUGAGAUUUUACCAAGUCUGGAGUCUCUCAGUAUGAGUGAAAUGGAUGGCAUCAAAUACAUUGUUUACAACAGUGGAGGCAACACACUGCAACCAUUCCCUACCUUGAAGCAUUUAUUAAUAUCUGGAAUGAGGAACCUAGAGGGAUGGUGUGUGGAGGAGGUUAGAGGAGCAAAUUGGUCCUUAUUUCCACGCCUUACUUUUAUGGAUAUUACAAGAUGCCCCAAGCUGAUAACCAUGCCACCCCAGAUAUUGCCCUGUCUUGAGAAUCUUAGUAUCAGUGAAAUGGAUAGCAUUAAACACAUUGUUAACAACAGAAGAGGCAUCACACUGCAAUCAUUCCCUGCAUUGAAGAAGUUGACAUUAUCAGAAAUGAGGAACCUUGAGUGGUGGUGUGUGGAGGAGGGUGGAGAAGCAAAUCUAUCCUUGUUUCCAUGUCUCAUUCGGAUGGAUAUAACAGGAUGCCCCCAAGUUGACAACCAUGCCACUAGAGAUUUUUACCCUGUCUUGAGUAUCUUAGCAUCAGUGACAUAG
Dioscorea cayenensis subsp. rotundata (Guinea yam) is the source of this 2954-nucleotide messenger RNA. Its product is annotated as putative disease resistance protein RGA3. The transcript has a single exon. Gene Ontology annotation, molecular function: ADP binding; protein binding. The record is from RefSeq and is a predicted model, not a curated record. Bases 66 to 2954 code for a protein of 962 amino acids. Gene Ontology annotation, biological process: defense response to other organism. NCBI's taxonomy places the organism in Eukaryota, Viridiplantae, Streptophyta, Magnoliopsida, Dioscoreales, Dioscoreaceae.